AAAAAGAGAGAGAAGAACGUGAGACACGUCGAAGGAGAAGAGGAGGAGAAGGAGGAAAGACAGGCGGAGAGGCAAGAGUGCCUAAAAAUCUGGCGGCGUGGAGGAGGCAACAAACCCACCAAACCACCACAAACCCCCCCACCCCGCACGCCAGGGCCCGCCCGUCAUACGCACCGCGCGCCGGGCCGGGCCCCACCUGUCAUCCGCCCCACGCGGCGCCCCCUCAUCCCCGCGCGCGCCGCGCCACGUGGCGGCACGGGGCGCCCCGCCCCCGCCCCGCUGCGCUUCCUCGCUAUUAAACCAAAACAGCCGGGCCAAUCCUCCGCCUCCUCCCCUGCUCUCGCCAUCGCCCGCCCGCCCGCACGCCCGCGCAGAACCCACCCAAGACCCGGCCCCUCGCUCGCUCGCUCGCCGAGAUCCAUGGCGGCCGCGGCGCGGGAGGGGGAGUUCAGCGAGCGUGAGCUCGAGGUGGCCGCCAUUCUCGCGGACCUGCCGUCCAUCGUGCGGGCCUGCAACCGCCGCCGCCGCCAGCAGGAGAAGCAGCAGCAGCAGGCGCGGCCGGAGAUCCCCUCGUGGGGCCGGCGCCGGCCGCGGAGGGCCGUUGCGGCGGCGCCGGCCGAGAAGCCCGCGGCGGCCGGUGAUGACGGCAGGAGCGAGGGCGUCGCCAGCCCGGACACCCCGCUCGCCUUCCCCGAGGACGACGAGCACGCCGAGGCCGCCGCCGCGGCGGCCACGGAGGACGCGGCCAAGGCCUGCGCGCAGGACAAGUGGGCGCAGGAGCAGCGCGGCGUGGUCGCGAGCUUGUCCCACGAGAACGCCCGUCUCCUGAAGCAAAUCGAGGACUUCAGGGCCCGGCUGCACACCUCGCGGAGCACCAACGACAGCCUCAAGCAGAUUCACCAGAGCAAGCACAAGAAGCGGCACCGGCCGGAGGAGGAGGAGGAGGGGCAGCGGAGAUGGAAGCUUCAGCCGCGCGCCGCCGACCGGCCGGCGCUGGACCUCAACGAGCCGGCGGAGGCCGACGCCGAGGAGGGCAGGCCGCCGCAGACCGCCGCUCUGGCGGCGGCGCCGUGGGUCCACCGAGGGCACCACCACCAGAACCAGCAGCAGCAGCUGAUGCAGAUGCAGCACAAGGCGGCGCGGCGGCGGCGGCAGGAGAUCCGGCGGGCCAAGGCCGCGGCGGGCAGGGCGCGGCGGCAAGGAUAAGGAUAGGGCGCGGCGGGGCCACAACAACGGCCAGCGCGCAAAGUCGAGAUUUUUUUCCAGUUGAGGCGUGCUGGUGGCGGCACCCCCGUGCUGGAUCAAGAGUGCGACGCCAUUUUGGUUGGGCUUGGAAUUUUGCGAGGUGGAUUUUCCAUGGACGAGCUGCGCGAGGUCGUGCCGGUGGUAGUAUACUAGUAGUAUAGUGGUGGUAGAACUCCAGCUAAGUUGUAUCGUCUGUUGGCAAUUAGCCAACAUUAUUAAUUUUAAAUUACAAUAAAAAAAUAGUACAUUACAUUCA
Molecule: messenger RNA, 1501 nt
Organism: Triticum urartu
Lineage: Eukaryota; Viridiplantae; Streptophyta; Magnoliopsida; Poales; Poaceae
Source: RefSeq, a predicted model, not a curated record